Molecule: messenger RNA, 3416 nt
Organism: Periophthalmus magnuspinnatus
Lineage: Eukaryota; Metazoa; Chordata; Actinopteri; Gobiiformes; Gobiidae
Gene: brd8a
Product: bromodomain containing 8a
Exons: 20
Coding region: 364-2877 (837 amino acids)
Cellular component (GO): NuA4 histone acetyltransferase complex
Molecular function (GO): protein binding
Source: RefSeq, a predicted model, not a curated record
UGGACCCGUGUGGUGGGCGUGUAGAGGCACGAGCGCAGCGCUGAAUGACGUGCGUGAACACAGCGCGACCAUCUCGUUUGGCUGUCACUCGGACUUUAGCUGUAAUGACAGAGCUAUAACUACGCACAACUAGCGCUAUGAAACAACCUUUUACUACAAAAGCAGAGUUUGGGGCUCUGUGAGACUGCGAAGCAGCGUUAAUCCUGAAAUGAGCAGCGGCUAAUCCCGGUGAGUGAGAGUAAAGGACGGCGGCGCGCGCUCAAGUCCACAGCUCCACAUUCAGACAUCAUCAGAGCUCUACACAUCCAGACACAUCAACCACCAUCUGAACCAAGAUGCACACCACAUCUGGAUGACAACAAGAUGGCUAGUGGCGUUGGAAAGCACAAGUUACUGGUCAUUGGUCCAACGGAGCCAUGGUCAGUGAGAGAAAAGCUUUGCCUGGCUACAUCGGUGAUGAAAAGUGGAGACCAGAAUUGGGUUUCUGUUAGUCGUGCAAUUAAACCAUUUGCAGAACCUGGAAGACCACCUGACUGGUUUUCGCAAAAGCAUUGUGCAUCAAAAUACUCAGAGCUCCUCGAAACAACAGAAGCACCAAAACGUAAGCGUGGGGAAAAAGGUGAGAUUGUGGAAACGGUGGAGGAUGUGAUUGUGCGCAGACUGACGGCAGAGAGGAUUGAUGAGCUCAAAAAGCUGAUUAAAGAAACUCAGGAGAAGCACAGGAAGCUCAAAAGGGAGGCAGUUCUUAUUCAGGCGGGCCACCUCGAUUUAAAACUAGAAGAUUUGUGGGAAGACAUCCAACAGAAGAAAAAAGAGGAAGAGGAGGCAGCUGAGUUAAAAAGAAAGGCCACUGAUACUGCUUACCAGGCCAGACUGGCAUUAAAGUUAGCUCCCAAGCGUAUUUCUGGAGUUACCAUAAAUUCACCUACAGGCUGUGGAUCCCCAAACCAGGAGUUAUCACCUGGGGACCCACUUGAAUGCCUAACUUCAGAACUGGCCUCUCCAAAAAGUGCUUUAGGAUCAGCUCAGUUGAUCUCACUGGGUUGUUCUGGAUCUGGUGCAGAUGAAGGCUGCCAUCCUUCAGUCCUGGAUGAGUCACAAAAAAAGCUCUUGGUUCAGAAAGCCACACCUCCACCUUCUCCUCUUUUGUCUGAGCUCCUGAAGAAAGGAAGCAUUUUGCCCACAAAUGCCAGACUGAUUGGAGAUGGGGAGCUCUCUGCUAUUCACAUGGUGGAUUCAGGAACACCACCUGGUCUUCCACUGCCUCAGGUCCCAGGUGCACCGAUGCUGUCUCGUCUGCUGGAGGCUGGACCCACUCCGUUUUCAGCCCCAUUAGGUUUCAUGGUCAGUGGAGACAGUGCGGCCUCUGCUGCCUCUCCUGUUACAGAAGACACAGAUGCUUCAGCAUGUACAGGGCAAAAUGCAAUGCCCUCUAUGGGCUCUGGGUGCAGAAGGGCCACUCCUGAAGUGAAGGAGUCUGAACUAAGUGAGGAGGAUGUGAACGUAGCAUAUAUGGGAGAUGAACUGGAUUUAAAGACAGUGGGAGAUAUCAUUGCUAUUAUUGAGGACAAGGCCGACGAGAGUGCAGAGGCACUGGAUGCAGCGGCUGUGGAAGCAGCUCUGUCUCUGUGUGAAGAGAGUGGGCACACUCUGGCUGCUGCCUGGGCCUCAGGGCCUUUCCAGCCUCAGGACAGUGGCCCAACAGCGCCACCUACAGUGACUCCUGGAGCUUCACAGUGUUCAUCUCAUCAGAGCAGCACAGUGGCAAAGACUGAACUGUUACUAGCAAACAGAGGGCCUUCUGCUGAACAUGCAUCUCUGUGCAAUAGUCAAGAUAACUGUCCUAGAGCUUUACCCAGAGGACUAAAAGGCCUCCCACAAACAUCAUUGUCUCCAUGCAACUCUUCUCAUUCUGAAGCAGAGAGAAAGCCUGCUGAUGAUAUGCUGCAGGUUAAUCAAAUCUCAACUAAAAUAACCAUUAAAUGUGAGGGUGAGAAGUGGACACAACACCGACUUGACAAAGGUCAUGGAGCAGACUCAUUAUUAGAAGAUAGCCCUCUGACAGAAAGGAGUCUCAAGGGGAAGAAGGUGAAAGAUGAAGCAUGCUUUGACACAGCACAAGCAGACUGUGAGAGCACUGGUGCUGAAGACUGUGGGGUCAAAGGGGAGGAGGAUGAGGCCUUUCUCUCAGAGCUAGAGGGUGAUAUGGAGCUUGAGCCUGCAGCAAGUGAGAGUGAAGAUGGAUACAGUCUCACGGCUUCCUCCUCUCUCCAACUCAACACAACUGCAGACUCCAUCCCCAGUAGCCCUGCCUCCUCUCAGUUUUCAAUGUGCAGUGAGGAUCAGGAGGCAUUACAAGCGCACAAGAUUUGGAAGAAAGCCAUUAUGUUAGUGUGGCGUGCAGCAGCCAAUCACAGGUACGCCAAUGUUUUCCUGCAGCCAGUUACAGAUGAAAUAGCACCCGGAUACCAUAGUAUUGUGCACAGGCCCAUGGAUCUCGCCACCAUCAAAAAGAAUAUUGAGACAGGUUUGAUCCGGACCACGGCAGAGUUUCAGCGGGACAUAAUGUUGAUGUUCCAAAAUGCGGUCAUGUACAACAGCCUGGAUCAUGACGUGUACCACAUGGCUCUGGAGAUGCAACGGGACGUCCUGGAGCAGGUGCAGCAGUUUCUGGCCACACAGCUCAUCAUGGAGACUAGCGAGUCGGGCAUCAGCGCCAAGAGCCUGCGGGGGGGCCGAGAGAGCACACGCAGACAGGACUCCACUGACAAGGACUCUGUUUCCAUGUCCUCUCCUGCCUUUCUUCUUUCUCUUUUUGAUGGAGGCACUAGAGGGAGACGCUGUGCCAUGGAAGCUGACCUCAAGAUGAAGAAAUGAAUUGUGGGAAAUGUUGGCUCACAGUAUCACUCAAGUUGAGCAGUGAAUAAUAGUGCUGCAUGGAUGCUCCUUUUAAUGCAGUUUUUGUAACAUGGCGUGUUAUCAUUUAUUUGCACUCUAAAAUCAAUGGAUAGACUAUAAAUGUAUAAUUUAAGUCAUCCAUGUACAGGGCUUACUAACAGAUUAAUCCAAUGUUACUAAGGGGCAUUUAAUACUAAAUCUUUAACAGAGCUAUUCAUUAAUUUCCUGAGCCUCUGUAAAAGGUUAUAAAGGAUUUGAGUAAUGUGGUGAUUUAGAAAGAAUCAUGAGGCCAAAGAACACAAUAUAAUACUUGUAACCAUCACAUGAAAUACACUAUUAAAUCUGCCUAUAUACACUGUGGUACUAAGUAUUUGAGAUAUUUUUGUCACUUGUUAUGUUGGUCAAUUAACCUAUGGGUGAACUAUGUCAAGUGCUUAAAUAUAUUUAUUUUGAGUGUUUCAAUAUCGCACUAUGUACUAAUCAGUAUUCUCAAUUUCAAAUAAACUUAACUUACAAUC